Molecule: messenger RNA, 3400 nt
Organism: Zootermopsis nevadensis
Lineage: Eukaryota; Metazoa; Arthropoda; Insecta; Blattodea; Termopsidae
Gene: Tnpo-SR
Product: transportin 3
Biological process (GO): protein import into nucleus
Cellular component (GO): cytoplasm
Molecular function (GO): small GTPase binding
Source: RefSeq, a predicted model, not a curated record
AUGUAAUACAAUAUAAUCUUGAGAGUACAAUGAAUUCAUCUCCUCCUCUGGAUGCAGUCUAUCAAGCGGUGUUUACUUUAUAUCACAAUCCAGAUCCAACAGAGAAAGAAAAAGCAUCGAUAUGGCUAGGAGAGUUACAGAGAUCGGUUUACUCCUGGAAAGUUGCAGACGAAAUGCUUCAGCAAAAGAGGGACUUAGAAUCAUGUUAUUUUGCAGCUCAGACAAUGCGCACUAAAAUCCAGUUAUCAUUUCAUGAGCUUCCAGCUGAAGCACACAAUUCUUUGCGUAAGUCACUUAUGGAACAUAUAGGACAAGUGAAUGAUGCUACAAACACAGUUAUAGUCACUCAGCUGUGCUUAGCGUUAGCAGAUUUAGCACUCCAGAUGUCAACAUGGCAGAAACCAGUUGUAGAUCUUAUUGGUGAAUUUGGCCAGGUAAAUGUGUGGCCUCUGUUAGAGAUUUUGACUGUCCUACCGGAAGAAGUGAAUUCAUGGUUGCUGAGGCUUGGAGCUAAUAGACGACUUGAAAUAAUGCAAGAACUUGGUUCCACAGCUCCUACUGUUACUGAGUUCUUGAAAGUGUGUCUUUCAAAUGGUGGUGAAAAUCCUCACAUACAUAUCCGGAUAUUACGAUGCUUCACAUCUUGGGUCUCCAUCCAAGCCAUCGCAUUACCAGAUGUAGCCGAGAAUAUAGUUGUUGCACACGCCUUUCAUAUUCUGUCCAACCAACAGGCAGUACCUGGAGUUCACGAAGCUGCCACAGACUGUGUGUGUGCCCUACUGCAGUGUUUGGAGGAUAACAAUAACCAACAAGCUCUUGAACUGCAGCUGUUCUCUGGUGUGAUGUCUUUGGAAGAAGGGUUCCACCUUUCUGUUGCUCAUGAAGACCAAGAGAAGUCCAUGAAUUAUUGUCGCAUCUUUACAGAGCUGGCAGAAACAUUCUUAGAGAAGAUAGUAAGUGAAAACAGCAGUAACAAACCCCAUUUUGCUGUCAAAAUAUUGGAUUUGGUGCUAACAUGUGUAGGGCAUCAUGAUUAUGAGGUUGCAGAAAUCACAUUUAAUUUAUGGUAUCGCCUGUCAGAAGAACUUUAUCAGAAGAACAAUGAUAUGCUCACAGCAAUGUUUAAACCAUACGUGGAGAGGUUAAUAGAAGCUCUUUGUCGGCAUUGUCAAAUGGAACCAGACCAUGAAGGCUUGCUAGAAGAUGGUGAUGACUUUGCUGACUUCCGCCUGAAAGUUUUGGAACUUAUCAAGGAUGUUGUGUUCAUUGUUGGAUCAUCCAAUUGCUUCAGACAGAUGUUUAUAAGCUUGCAAGGCCCUGGGGUUACAUGGGACUCCAGUGAAGCAGCCUUGUUCAUCAUGCAAGCUGUAGCAAAAAACAUUCUGCCUGAAGAAAAUGAUGUUGUUCCAAAGGUUGUGGAAGCCAUCCUCAGCUUGCCUGAAAAUACUCAUGUCGCUGUGAGACAUACAUCAGUGCUUCUGCUAGGUGAAUUGUGUGAGUGGAUAGAACGGCAUCCACAGUCACUAGAACCUAUUUUGAAUUUCUUGCUGUACUGCUUGCAACAGCCCCAUCAAGCAUCUGCAGCUGCAGGUUCUCUACAGAGCAUUUGCAGUGCAUGUCGGAAUCAUAUGGGGGUUCAUUUCAAUGGUCUUGUGCAGAUAAUUCAAUCUCUGGAUACAUUCAGUAUCUCCAAUGAUGCAGCAAUAGGACUUUUAAAAGGUGUUUCUGUCAUUUUGGGUCAAAUGCCCCCAGAUCAGAUUCAGCGUGCAAUGAAAGAAAUUUGUUGGUUUCAAAUAAAUCCUUUGUGCCAGCUUGUAGAGAAUGAUGUGAAGACUGAGAGAGGAACCAAGUUGGAUCCUGCACUAUGGUUAGACAGACUAGCAGCUAUAUUUAGGCAUACAAAGCCACAUGUGGAGAAUGGAGCAGUUCAUCCUUGCCAGAGUGUUAUUACAGAGAUGUGGCCCAUUUUGUCAAAUGCUUGCACCAAAUAUCAGGCCGAUGGACGAGUGAUGGAGCGAUGUUGCAGAUGUCUGCGAUUUGCAGUUCGGUGUGUAGGUAAACAGUCAGCUCACCUUUUGGAGCCACUUGUUAAACAGAUUGUGAGUAUUUAUCAGAGGCACCAACACAGCUGUUUCCUGUACUUGGGGAGCAUUCUUGUAGAUGAAUAUGCCACUGAACCUGGCUGUGUGCAGGGACUACUAGACAUGUUACAGGCAUUUUUAGUACCCACAUUUAUAAUAUUACAAGAAGCAAAUGGACUGAAGAAUCAUCCUGAUACAGUGGAUGACCUUUUUAGGCUUUGUGCAAGGUUUUUACAGAGAGCACCUGUUCCAUUUCUGCAGUGUCCAGCUCUCAGUUCCAUUAUCCAAUGUGCGCUGCUAGCAAGUACCCUGGACCACAGAGAUGCAAAUGUGUCUAUAAUGAAAUUCUUUUAUGACCUUAUACACUCUGGAAGAAAUAAUCAGCAUCAAGAAGAUUUUGAAGUGAGAAAUACUUUGGUCAAAGGAAUUGUAAGAGAUAAUGGCCAAGCAUUAGUCAACAAUCUGAUCCAUGCUUGUGUAUUCUGUCUGCAUUCCUACAUGUUAUCUGAAGUAGCUGAUGUCAUCAUGGAAUUGAUGCUCCAUGACAGGGUAGCUGUUUGUCAGUGGUUGGAACUUGCUGUGAAGGCUUUGCCCACACAAAACUCGGGUGGAACUAUUACAGCAACGCAUAAACAGCUGACUGACUUUCAUUGUGCACUCACAGGAGCGGAAGGAUCAAAAGCUGUAACACAUGCUCUGCGGGACUUUGCUCGCUUAUUCCGCUGACUAGAAGAGAUAGUGUGGAAGCAGGAAGGGGGCGUGAAAUACUUUCGAGGGACUUCUUAAAUUGUUGUAAUAAGAGAUAUACCUAAAGCAGUGUACAUCCACUAUAGUGAAAUAGUGGAAUAAUUGUGUAUGGAUGAGUGUAUGUUUGUGUUUUCUGAGCCAAAAGUGAGAAUAUAAGAGAAGACACAGACUUAAUAUAUUAAGUCAUAAGUGAAAAGAGAAUAUUAUGUCACAUUGUAUAUUUCUUAAUAUUACAAUUUCAUGAUAAAAGUUGGAGAUGAUUUUCUUAUUCAAAAACAGAUGCAGUUGAGAUGUAUGUUACUUUCUUUAAACAAAUGAAGGGAUGGUCUUCAGGUUAUACAAUUUAUUAUACAACAGGCAUAAUAGGGGUGUGACAACAUGGUACCUGCAGAUUUUAGAAAAUUAUUUUGAAUUUGAGAAUUCAAGACUUUAAUGACCCUACUCAAUUUUAUUUGUUAUAUGAUGUAAAAUUCUUGAUGCUCUUGAAAGAAAAACUCUUGUGAUUAUAAGAAUGAUCAAGUUCAUAUUCUGUUAAAUCAGGAUCAAUUAUACCGCAAGUGUCCUGAAACGAA